Molecule: messenger RNA, 792 nt
Organism: Recurvomyces mirabilis
Lineage: Eukaryota; Fungi; Ascomycota; Dothideomycetes; Mycosphaerellales; Teratosphaeriaceae
Gene: SPC25
Product: kinetochore-associated Ndc80 complex subunit spc25
Exons: 2
Coding region: 1-792 (263 amino acids)
Biological process (GO): chromosome segregation
Cellular component (GO): Ndc80 complex
Source: RefSeq, a predicted model, not a curated record
AUGGCCGGCAUCAUGAUGACCCCAUCGCGCUUCGGGUCUUCGCUAUCUGGUUCUCAGGCGCAGCAAUACAAUGCAAACGCGCCCAGCAUGGCCGACACUCUACCCAGCGUGGACUUUGGCUUCAAUGACUUGCGCGAGCGCAUGGCACAAUUCACCGUGCGCUUCGACGAGUUCAUCGAGCGAGGACGCAAACGUGUGCUGGAGGAGCGCAAUGCUUUCCGAAUGAGCGUGGCAGAAAUCGAGGAAACACAACGCAAUAGAGAACAGCAGAUUGUGAAUCUAGAGUCCAAGUCCACCCAACACGCCGAUAGCAUCGCCAAAGAAGCAGCAGAAACAGAAGAAAUGCACGCCGCCAUCUCCACUCUGACCGCCCAGAAAGAAGACCACGUCACCCGUCGCGACAACCUCAAAACCGAGAUCACUGACCUUCAGACUUCAAUUAAACAACGUCGUGAAGCACAAUCAGCUUACCAGCGUUCCCUGGACGCCCAAGCCCGGCAUAACAUCCCGGAACUGCGAUUUUGGGAACACUGUCUCGGUCUGCGAAUCGAAGGCACAGGUGUAGAAGACUGUUUGCGCUUCGUCUUCUUGUGCGUCGAUGAGAGGGACAGUGCGAGGGAAUGCUGGUUUGAGUUGCGGAUGGGUGGGAGGGAGUAUGAGGUUGGAGGCACGUCGCCGAAGUUGGAGCGGGAGAAUGUAGAUGAGGCAGUGGAAAAACUUGGGGAGACGAGGGAUUUGGGCGGGUUUUUGAAGGGAAUGAGAAGCUUGUUCGUCCAAGGCUUGAAAGGCUGA